This is a messenger RNA of Ananas comosus (pineapple), 2724 nucleotides long. Its product is annotated as putative respiratory burst oxidase homolog protein H. Gene Ontology annotation, cellular component: plasma membrane. Gene Ontology annotation, molecular function: calcium ion binding; NAD(P)H oxidase H2O2-forming activity; peroxidase activity. NCBI's taxonomy places the organism in Eukaryota, Viridiplantae, Streptophyta, Magnoliopsida, Poales, Bromeliaceae. The transcript has 15 exons. Bases 23 to 2455 code for a protein of 810 amino acids. The record is from RefSeq and is a predicted model, not a curated record.
CAGGGCUGAAUGAUUCCCUCUCAUGGCGGCCGCCUCGCCCCAGCCCCGGGACUGCGCCGCCGUUCCCGUCGACGACAUCCUCGCCCACGACCUUGACAGCGCCGGCGCCGGAGGCAGUGGAGCCGGCGCGGGGAGGCCGAGAUUAAGCCGGGCGCGGUCGAGCGCGCAGAUUGGGCUGUGGACCCUGCGGCUCCUCGACAAGGCGCUGCGUGGGAAGGACGGCUGGAAGGCCGUGGAGAAGCGGUUCGAGCAGUUCGCCCUCGACGGGAGGCUCCCCAAGGAGAAUUUCGGCAAAUGCAUUGGGAUGGCUGAUUUUACGGAAGUUGCUGGGGAGCUUUUUGUCGCACUGGCGAGGCGUAGGAAUCUCGAACUGGGUAAUGGCAUCACCUUAGAUGAACUGAAGGAAUUCUGGGAAGAAAUGACCGACCAAAACUUUGAUUCGCGGCUAAGGAUAUUCUUUGACAUGUGUGACAAGAGUGGGGAUGGAAAGCUCACAGAGGAUGAGGUGAAAGAGGUUUUUAUAUUGAGUGCAUCAGCAGACAAGCUAGCGAAGCUAAAGAGCCACGCUGCAGCCUACGCUUCUCUGAUCAUGGAGGGGCUUGACCCAGAUGAUCUUGGCUAUAUUGAGAUUUGGCAGCUCGAAACAUUACUAUUUCGAGGUGCGGUGAGCAUACAAGAAAAUGACAAGUUCCUAAAACGAAUGAAUAGCCUUGCAAGAACUAUGACGCCGAGGCGGUACAGAAACCCUAUAAAGAGAUGUGUUACUAAAACUGCAGAUUUUAUUCAUGAGAACUGGAAGAGGAUUUGGCUUAUUUCAUUAUGGUUGACACUGAAUGUAUGCCUAUUUAUAUGGAAAUUCGAACAAUAUAAACGGCGAGCGGCAUUUGAGGUGAUGGGCGACUGUGUGUGCAUAGCAAAGGGUGCAGCAGAGACACUAAAGCUGAACAUGGUGCUCAUUCUAUUUCCUGUUUGUCGAAAUACACUCACGAGACUCAGAUCAACUGGUCUUAGCAAAAUCAUCCCCUUCGACGAUAACAUAAAUUUCCACAAGGUCAUUGCACUGGCGAUAGUAAUCGGGUCUCUUGUUCAUACACUUGCUCAUGUUACGUGCAAUUUCCUGCGGCUGAUCAACUGUCCGCAAUCCAAAUUCAUGAUUACUUUAGGACCCAACUUUAAUUACCACCAGCCCACAUACCCAUCUCUUUUAGCAAGUGCUCCUGGAGUCACUGGGAUCCUCAUGAUCGUCAUAAUGGCUUUUUCUUUCACACUUGCAACUCAUUCUUUUCGAAGAAGUGUUGUGAAGUUGCCUUCGCCCUUACACCACUUAGCAGGAUUCAAUGCAUUUUGGUAUGCUCACCACCUUCUCCCACUUCUUUAUGUCCUCCUAGUUGUGCAUCCCUUCUUUAUCUUCAGGAAGUGGUACAAAAAGGGGACAUGGAUGUACCUAGCAAUUCCUGUCCUCUUUUAUGCCUCUGAGAGAUUAAUUAGGAAAUACCGCGAGAAGAACUAUCGCGUGAGGAUCAUUAAGGCAGCAAUUUAUCCAGGCAAUGUCCUUUCAAUAUACAUGGAAAAGCCUCCGGGUUUCAAGUACAAGAGUGGAAUGUACCUAUUUGUGAAGUGCCCAGAUGUUUCAUCAUUUGAAUGGCAUCCCUUCUCCCUCACUUCCGCGCAAGGAGACGACUACUUGAGUGUUCAUAUCCGCAACACUGGCGACUGGACGAGAAAACUUAGGAAUUUGUUUGCAAUGGUCUGUGAGAUUCCAGUUACUUCUAAGGACGGUAGUCUUCUAAGACUUAAAACCACAGUAGCAGAUGCUGGGCUUGAAGAAACAAGUAGACGACUCCCGAAGCUCCUAAUUGAUGGUCCUUAUGGUGCACCAGCGCAAGAUUACAAGAAGUAUGACAUUCUUUUGCUCAUUGGACUUGGUAUUGGUGCAACUCCCUUUAUCAGCAUAUUGAAGGAUUUGUUGAACAAUAUAAAAUCCGAUGAAGAGAUGCAGAGAAUACACAAGCCUGAGAUAAACAACCUGAAGAGUAAUGUUCGAGGGAGAGCUUACUUCCAUUGGGUGACAAGGGAACAGGGCUCCUUUGGUUGGUUUAAAGGUGUAAUGGAUGAUGUCGCAGAGAGUGACCACAAUCACAUUAUAGAAAUGCACAAUUACUUGACUAGUGUGUAUUUUGAAGACAAUGAAAGGUCUGCUUUGCUUGCAAUGGCUCAGGAGCUUCGGCACGCCAAAAAUGGUGUCAACGUUGUAUCAGAAAGCCGGAUAAGGUCACAUUUCGGAAGGCCAAACUGGAGAAAGGUGUUUUCUAAUUUGGCCAAUGCACACAAGUGCUCUCUUAUAGGUGUUUUCUAUUGUGGGUCUCCAACACUUACAAAGGAAUUGAGAGAUAUUUCGAAAGAGUUCAGCCAUACCACCUCGACACAAUUCCAUUUCCACAAGGAGAAUUUCUAAAACCGCAUGAGGAGAACAGAGAUAAAGGAAAAUUUCUAACACCGCUUAAGGAGAACAGCUAUAGCAUAUACUUUGUAUAGGAGGAGAAACAGAUUAGUGUAUUACAUGGUUUUGCUGGAAGCUACAUGUGCAGAAUUUGUAUUGUUUGUUAGUAUUUUCAAUAUACAGACUUAAGGAAUAUAUAGAUAGAAUAUAUCUUGGAACAAAGAGAGUUUGUUGUUACAAUAAUUAAUCGAAUAUAUCUUGAAACAAGAGAGUUUGUUGUUACA